UAAGUCUCAUGUUGAGUAUUUCUCCUUUCAAAAACAGAGGAGCUGAGGAUUUUGGACUAGCCGUUGAAGGAAUUAUAGCAACUUUAGUGAGUUUAUUGUUUUCAUCUUCCUUGAGUAAAACUGUAGCUUUCUUAAAUUGAAGAAACUUCUGUCUGUCGGGACUCCAACAUAUGACACAUUAUGAGAACAAACCGGGUACUUAAGUACGCCUUGUUUGUUUUUUGCUAUCUCUUUUGGGUUGCCAGUGGACUGCUGAUAGCAAUUGGUAUCUAUGCAAAACUAGCUAAAGAGGCAGAUGCUGUAGAUUACCUGACUGCUGAUCCAGCUCUUCUCCUGAUAAUAGUUGGCUCCUUAAUGUUCAGUAUAACAUUUCUUGGUUGCUUUGGUGCUCUGAGGGACAUGACAAUCCUCCUGAAACUUUUUGCCUAUCUGCUUGUGAUCAUUUUGGUUCUUCAGAUCAUCGCUGCUCUUCUGGGAUUCCUGUUUUCUCGAAUGGUGGUAGAAAAAGCAGAAAACCUGAUGAGAAAAGCAAUUACAAAAUACCGAGAUGACCUGGAUUUACAAAACCUUAUUGAUUUCAUACAGAAAAAGUUUGAAUGCUGUGGAGUAGGAUCCUUCAGAGACUGGUCUGAGAACGUUUACUUCAGUUGCAAGGAUGAUAACCCAAGCCUGGAACGUUGUGCUGUACCUUUUUCAUGUUGCAUCCAAGAUAAAAAGGUGCAUGUUCUGAACACUAUGUGUGGCUAUGGGACACAGAAUCUGGAGGCAUUUGAUGUGGAACAGAAGAUCUACAUAGAUGGAUGUUUGCAUCAGAUUGUCAACUGGGGUCGCCAAAACCUUUUGAUGAUUGGAGGAAUAGCACUUGUGUUGCUUGCUGUAGAGAUUUUAUUGAUCUGCAUGACUACUUCAUUAAUUUACCAAAUCAAGUUUGUAAUGGAGAAGAAAGAUGUCACCAAAAGCUUCCUCAGGUAACAGUUUCCACAAAACUGGAGGUCUGAGAGAGACAGGGCAUUUUAAGCAACUAUUCAUAGGAGAAUAUUAUAGCACAAUGCUUAACCAAAUGCAAUGGAAAACGGAACAAACCUCCCAAGUGCUGGCUCAGCUCUGAGAAAUGUUUAUUCGAGACUGUACUGUAAGAUAUCAUUUAAAUAGAGCUGUUAAUGUGCUAACACCUGAUUUGCUUAUACAAUCUGUAUUGUACAUCUGUUGGACAUUACUAUGCAUAACUGCUUUUUUCUCUCUACUCAUAAUCGUGUUUCUUUCUCAGAUUUUUAGCCUAAUGUUUUCCAUUCCACUGUCAAAUUAAUGUCCUGCCUUCUGAUGUUGUACUUCUUCCUGUUCUAGCAUCUCCUGUGUACUGUUCAUGUCCAUUCUUGUUUAUCACUGUCACUUUGAUACCUUUUUGCAGUCUUUCUUAACUUAAAACUUUGCCCUGCUAGUUUACUUUAAAGGUCAAAGCAUUUGUUUUAUCUUGUGUGUUAUAAAUACUGACUUUGUUCAAAAUGUUAACUUUUUACACAUGUACAUGCCCUCUUAUAUAACCUUACCUAUUAUCCUUUU
This is a messenger RNA of Protopterus annectens (West African lungfish), 1560 nucleotides long. Its product is annotated as tetraspanin-33-like. Gene Ontology annotation, cellular component: membrane. Bases 181 to 972 code for a protein of 263 amino acids. The record is from RefSeq and is a predicted model, not a curated record. NCBI's taxonomy places the organism in Eukaryota, Metazoa, Chordata, Ceratodontiformes, Protopteridae. The transcript has 8 exons.